This is a messenger RNA of Thamnophis elegans (Western terrestrial garter snake), 3339 nucleotides long. RefSeq names its product N-acyl-phosphatidylethanolamine-hydrolyzing phospholipase D-like. Lineage: Eukaryota; Metazoa; Chordata; Lepidosauria; Squamata; Natricidae. The record is from RefSeq and is a predicted model, not a curated record. Gene Ontology annotation, biological process: N-acylphosphatidylethanolamine metabolic process; N-acylethanolamine metabolic process. Gene Ontology annotation, cellular component: membrane-bounded organelle; cytoplasm. The transcript has 5 exons. Gene Ontology annotation, molecular function: N-acylphosphatidylethanolamine-specific phospholipase D activity. Bases 359 to 1891 code for a protein of 510 amino acids.
CACACUUAAUGACCUUUGUGGCCUCCCCGUGGUCAAACUCACGACGCUCGUAUUGAUGACGGCAUCCCAAGGUCUCCUUUGGGCGACUUUCUGACGAGUGAACUCCGUGGCGGGAAGCCAGAUUUGCUGAACUACCGCUGGCUAACUUAUCGACGGCAGCGAUGCGUUUAACGACGGAGGCAAGAGAGGUCGCAAAAUGGGGCCAAGCUCACUUAACCAACGCCUGCCUUAACCAAAUUGGGUGAAUCGUAGUCGUAAGUCGGGGUAUUUGCUGUAUUUGCUGGUUCCCACGAAGCCCCCUCUUGUCACGCCUGCGACACGUGUAACCCCUUCAGACGUGCAGACAUCCCAAGAGCUGAUGCGGGGAUUUCCCGGGGAAGGGGGAAGGUUUCCCGGGCAGGAGGCUGGGCCUAAGCCGGCGUCCCCUUCCCGAGAGAGGGCAGCCGAGGGCUGGAAGGAGCGGAGGGAGAACCGGCCAAGGAACGAAGGAGCCAAGCUGUUCCGGGCCGCUCUCGGACGCUGCAUGGGGAAGCGGCCUCGGCAGGCUCCCUCCUCGCUGCCCGGGGCGGCGGCGGGCGAGGGGACCGCGGGGCGGAGGCGGCGCAGCGGCGGCGCUUGUCCGGGCAGGGAGAAGCUCCGGAGGCCGCUCAUGGAGGCGGAGGAAGAGGAGGAAGAGACGGCAGCCCUGCGGGAGCCCAGCCGGCAAAAUUCGUCACCAAAUGAAAUGGAUGAAGAGCAGCCUUGCACUUCCCACUUGAAAGAAGAAGUCAGGAAACGUCAGAAUUCCAAUCAAGGUUCCCGUGGGAGCAAUUCUUCCAGGGCGUCUAGAAAAAGCUUCCGGUUGGAUUACCGACUGCAGGAAGAUGUAACGAAGUCCGAGAAAGAUAAAGAUGGCAGAUUCAUGAAUCCUUGGCCAACUUGGAAAUCAGUAACCUUCCGAAAUGUCUUGAAGUGGAUUUUCACGGAAAAAGACAACAGCCAAGUCCCAUGUUCCAAACAGAUCCUUGACACAAACCUCCCAGUGUUGACACCUUAUUUUGUCCAAAACCCUGAAUUGUUUGGAAAGACCGGAGAUGGUAUACGCGUAACUUGGCUUGGACAUGCCUCGGUGUUGGUAGAAAUGGAUGACGUCACGUUUAUUACUGACCCCAUCUUCAGCCAGCGGGCUUCCCCAGUGCAGUGUCUGGGCCCUAAGCGUUUCCGAGGUCCCCCGUGCACCGUCAGCGAACUGCCCAAAAUAGACGCGGUAUUGAUCAGCCACAACCAUUAUGACCACCUGGAUUAUCCCACCGUCAUGAGUUUAAACGCCCGUUUUGGCAGCGAGUUGAGGUGGUUCGUGCCGCUGGGCCUUUUAGACUGGAUGCAGAAAUACGGCUGCGAGAACGUCAUCGAGCUGGACUGGUGGGGAGAAAACUGCAUUCCUGAUCGCGACGCCGUCACCUUUGUUUUCACUCCUGCUCAACAUUGGUGCAAACGGACCGCCCUGGACGAAAACAAAGUUCUCUGGGGAAGCUGGUCGGUUCUGGGUCCCGGGAACCGGUUCUUUUUCGCUGGAGAUACCGGCUAUUGCGUUGCCUUUGAGGAAAUAGGGAAACGGUUUGGGCCGUUUGAUCUUGCAGCCAUUCCCAUCGGAGCCUACGAACCAAGGUGGUUUAUGAAAUACCAGCAUGUGGACCCUGAAGAAGCAGUGAGAAUCCACAUUGAUGUACGAGCCAAGAAGUCCAUCGGGAUUCAUUGGGGAACUUUUGCUUUAGCCAAUGAGUACUACUUAGACCCACCUGUCAAACUGAAGGAAGCUCUUGAGAGAAACGGCGUGCAAACGGAAGAUUUCUUUGUUUUGAACCACGGAGAAUCACGAGAUUUACAGAUUAACGAUGACGGAAUUGAAUAGAAGCAGACAAAACUUCUUAUUAACCAUAACUGAGUUGGGGGGGGGGGGUUUGGAAACUAAGAGUGAAUAUUUUUAUUUGUAAGACGAAAAUUAAAUAGGCUUUUGAAGACUUCAGGCGUGUUUAAUUAUAACAAAUUCUUUAAAAAAAACUUGCAUACCGACUUCGUAACAUGGUUUUUUGAUGAACGAAUUAAACGUAGAGAGCAUUAACAGAGCCACAAAUAACUUUAAACAGGGAUUCUUCUAUGAAAUGAACCUUUCUACAAUUGUUCAUUUGCUCUGGAGCGGUAUAAAAUAACUGCUAAGAAUUUAUUCCCAUCCAGACACACUUUAACAGCAUGUGUUCAGUGCUUGACAGAGCCUGGUUGCAUGUAAAAAUGAAUGUAAAUUUUAGUCCAACCACUAAUAUGCAAACUGAUUAUAUGCAGAUCAGUGCUGAUGAGACUACCUGAUACAGGUACGUGUGGUGAUAAUAAGAAUUACAGAGUCCUUCCAUCCUCUCCCACUCAUUAAAUAAGAUAGAUGUGUGAAGAUGCUGGGAUAAAAAACACAAGGCUACCCAAAAACGACCCUUCUGUAUUCAUAACCGGGUGCUGGAUUUAUACACGAAUUGAAAACGUUUGCUGGCAUGCCAAAAUCCUUGCUGAAAUCUGAGUUUUGGGUUAGCUGUGAAGAUGAAAACACUCAGGAGCCAGCAUUUUUAUAUGCGUGUUUAACAUGACACGAAGCCUAGAUUAAAAGGGCAUUUAGAAUUUGCCGCAAUCUUUUCUUUGGACACGCAUUUCUACGGCAUGGCUGGUUUUUAAAAUAUGAAUACCCACGUGACAGUAUUUUUAAAAGUUCCGCGUACCACCCGUGUACGGUAAUAACUGGGGUGGAAUCUCUGUUUUGAACCCUGCAGCCUUAAUGGGCAAAGGACUUGGAGCAAAGUUCUCACCAGAGGGUGGUGCCUGGUGCCUUCGAAGCUGCCGAAUUGUAGGAUUUGAAAUGAGUCUUCCGACACGAGUUGCUGCCAAAAGCACAUUUUAAGGAAAACCCAGAUUUUACCGAAGCUUCGAUUUGAAAUGAUCCCUUGAAACGUGCCUUUUCGAGAGUUUCGAAUAUGAAAAACCCCUAACGUUGAUUGUGCUGCUGGCCAAAACGUGUGUGUGUGCAUUUGUGAACUGUUUGUUAUCGUCCUCCAAAGCCUUCUGUUGUUUGAGAAUGCGAUUGGCAAACGUAUGAAAGCAUCGGUUGCUCCCAAAAACCUUUACUCCACCCCAUUUUCUUUGUGCUUCUUUCCUUACGGCGAUUGUGACUUCUAAAACCAGUAAUUUUUAAGAACAUAAUGUACAGAUUCCUUACGAAGCUGAAACCACUGACGAUGCAUUUGCUCUGCAUUAAAAACAUGACCAAAUAUCCUUGUGUGAGCCUGCUACUUUGCCAAUAAAUUCUUGCCCCAAAAUGUU